UGCAGGAGGAAGGAGCGCUUCAGCCUCUCUGUCUCUCUCUCUCUCUCUCUUUCUCACUCACUCACUCACUCAGAGUGCUAGUAUAAUACCUUUCAGUUUCGUCUUAAAAAAAAAAAAAACCACACACACCAGAGAGAAAGAAAUCCAUUAUCGACCGGGUUCCGUCAUCUCACCGAUCACAUUUGGUAGAAGAUUUCACCCUUUGCCUGGUGUUGGUCGGCGCUCAGAAUCGACAAGGAGAGUUUUAUAUAUUAAAAAGGAAAGAAAUCGUGAAGAAAUAACCCGAGUGCGCGUUUCUCACUGACAGCAGCAGCACAACAAUGGCACUGAAGAGAAUUCACAAGGAGCUGCACGAUUUGGGCCGUGACCCCCCUGCCCAGUGCUCAGCAGGACCAGUAGGGGAUGACAUGUUUCACUGGCAGGCCACAAUAAUGGGACCAAACGACAGUCCUUAUCAGGGUGGCGUGUUCUUCUUGACCAUUCACUUCCCCACAGAUUACCCCUUCAAACCGCCAAAGGUUGCGUUCACCACAAGAAUUUACCACCCAAACAUCAACAGCAAUGGCAGCAUCUGUCUGGAUAUUCUACGGUCUCAGUGGUCUCCUGCACUCACCAUCUCCAAAGUCCUGUUGUCUAUCUGCUCUCUGCUGUGCGACCCCAAUCCGGACGACCCCUUAGUACCCGAGAUCGCCCGCAUCUACAAGACUGACAGGGAAAAGUACAACAGAAUAGCUCGGGAAUGGACACAAAAGUAUGCAAUGUAGUUUUGGAGGUCUAAUCAUGGUGGGAAACAAACAAAAAAAAAAAUUUACACCUCUCCAUCUUAAAGUUAGGGGAGAUUUGAAAGUUUAAGAGAUAAAAAAAAAAAAAAAAAAAAA
Molecule: messenger RNA, 878 nt
Organism: Ictalurus punctatus (channel catfish)
Lineage: Eukaryota; Metazoa; Chordata; Actinopteri; Siluriformes; Ictaluridae
Gene: ube2d2
Product: ubiquitin-conjugating enzyme E2D 2 (UBC4/5 homolog, yeast)
Biological process (GO): ubiquitin-dependent protein catabolic process; protein K48-linked ubiquitination
Cellular component (GO): nucleus
Molecular function (GO): ubiquitin conjugating enzyme activity
Source: RefSeq, marked provisional